GUUCCUUGCCUGGAUCGAACGCGUGUUGUAUUGGAGCCAUGGCCGAAUGCACCGGGCGAUUUCAUUCAUGCGAAUUGGGUCACUCAUGAGAUGCUGGAGAACAGAUUCAUUUGCACACAGGGUCCGUUGGAGACGACGAUUGGUGAUUUUUGGAGAAUGGUGUGGCAACAGAAGGCAGACCUUAUUCUUAUGUUGUGUCGAGUCACCGAGGCCGGUAGACCGAAAUGUGCACUGUAUUGGCCUAAUAUAGUCGGUGAGAAGAAGACUUACAAUGGGAUUACGAUCAGAAACGAGACUAUACGUAGUAAAGACGCAGAUAUUUGGGGUAGUGAUUUGAUGUUAGAACAUGGCGGUGAACAACGCUUAAUAACGCAUUAUCAAUGGAUAACAUGGCCUGAUAAGUUUGUACCGCAGCAGUUGGUAGUGCCAUUCAUUCUGCUAUCAUUGGCUAGACAACGGAAGCAACCUACUGUUAUUCAUUGCUCUGCGGGCAUUGGACGUACAGGAACGCUGGUUGCUCUUGAAGUCUUCAUUCGAUCGUUGAUGCUCGGUAGAAACCUUUCAAUAUCCGACGUCAUUUGGUCACUGCGUUCGCAACGCUCAAAGGCCGUUCAAACAGAGGAACAGUAUUUGUAUAUCCAUUAUAUCGUCAUACAAAGACUCAUCAAUAAGGGCAUCAUUUAUGAUAAAACUGUUCAAAAUUUUUGUCGUCAGUAUGAGAAUUUUUAUUAUUCGAGAACGCACAUGAUCCAGUUACCACUACCAGUGCCAGUAAGAAAGCCUGUGACGCGAUCAAGACGAAAACCAAAUGAAAAGAUUCGAGCUGUGAUGAAUGAUGAAGAUAUCAACAAAGUGUCAGCGAAUCGAAGAGCUAAAUGUCUUGCGAUAAGUGAAGAAACCUUGUCUGCACUACGAGCAUCCUUCAAUAAACGCUCAGCUGCUAUACUUAAAACAAACACUGAGGCAAGAAAGAGCGCAAGUGAAGACUCGGGUAUAAAGGGUGCACCUACAGCCAGACGCAUCGUAUCGCCGAUAAACGCUCCGAGAAUUAAUAACGAUAAAGAUGCUACUCAAUUCCAGUCUCAAUUAGCCGUCAAUAAAAUAGAACAGAAGCCUUCUGAAUUGAUUGGCACAGCUAAAACUGCAAGCAAUACCAAUCAUAAUGAAGAUGAUAUGGAAUGUGAUGCAAGUUUUUAUUUUAUGCAACCCGAAUGGGCAUAUUUAUAUCCGCCUCAACGCAAACGAGCGAACGAUGUCAUUAUUGAAGAGCAUUACGUUAGCGAGAGUCUUGAACAAUCCAUGCUUCCAUGCAUUCCCGAACGUAAAACCAACAGAAAUACGGUUAUUGUUCCAUCUAUCACUAUUCGUUUUAUUCAUUUCUACCAACAGUUCAAAUCAUCACUCUUUUCACAGUUCAAUUCAAAUCAUCGAACGUGUGACAGCGAAAGCUCACCUGGUAAGGAAAUAAUAUCAGGAGCAAAUGAAAUACAGGCAGGUAGAGAAAAGUGGUCGGAAGCCAGCAAUCCACAACCGGAACACGGAAAGAAUGACGGUAAAGCCGAGAAAUGUGCAGAUAUGGGCAUGUUUCGAACGACAAUCCUGGAAAGAAACGAUAAAUCUGAGUGA
Anisakis simplex (herring worm) is the source of this 1626-nucleotide messenger RNA. NCBI's taxonomy places the organism in Eukaryota, Metazoa, Nematoda, Chromadorea, Rhabditida, Anisakidae. The record is from the annotation of a GenBank genome assembly.